CUAGUCAUGUUUUUUGUUCCUUAAAUUGCAUCUUGUCACCAGGAGUAUGUUUAAUUUAUAGGACUAUCUAUUAGUUUGUGUGACGCAAAGAGAAAAGCCACAUCCGGCGGCAACUUCUGGACUCUCAUGCGUUUAACGAGCAAUGGUGGCUGAAUCCAGAGUUCCUGCUUCUUAUCCUGUCUAAAACCCGGGCUUUGCACCCUUCAGCGCUGGUUUACUAAACUGAUGUUUUGUUUGUGAUGUUAUAACACGGACAGCUGCAUGCAGGUCUUUGUGCUAGGUUUUCUCAAUCCUCUUAGCCACAGAGUGACAUCAGUGUCAGUGUUCCACAUGCUCUCUCAAUCUGUCAACAACUCUGACGACUGCUUAAUGACAUUGGCUGCUGUUGCCUCCAUUAUCCUCGCCAUAGGAGGCGCUGGAAUGUUUUCUGCUCUUCAUAAGAUUGAAGAAGGACAUGUGGGUGUCUACUACAGAGGUGGAGCUCUGCUGACCACCACCAGUGGCCCUGGAUUUCAUCUGAUGCUGCCGUUCAUUACUACAUUUAAGUCUGUACAGACAACUCUACAAACAGAUGAAGUAAAGAAUGUUCCAUGUGGCACAAGUGGAGGUGUAAUGAUCUACUUUGAUCGCAUUGAGGUGGUGAACUAUCUUGCUCCCUCAGCAGUUUACGACAUUGUGAGAAACUUCACUGCCGACUACGACAAAGCUCUGAUUUUCAACAAGGUUCACCAUGAGCUGAAUCAGUUCUGUAGUGUGCACGCACUUCAGGAGGUCUACAUAGGCCUAUUCGAUCAAAUAGACGAGAAUCUAAAGCUCACGCUGCAGCAGGAUCUCACCAGCAUGGCACCUGGACUCAUCAUUCAGGCGGUCCGUGUCACCAAACCAAACAUUCCAGAAAGCAUUCGCAGGAACUAUGAACUGAUGGAGGGUGAGAGGACGAAGUUACUGAUUGCGACUCAGACUCAGAAGGUGGUAGAGAAGGAGGCAGAGACGGAGAGGAAAAAGGCUGUCAUCGAGGCAGAGAAGGUGGCUCAGGUGUCUGAAAUAAAAUUUGGACAGAAAGUUAUGGAAAAAGAAAUAGAGAAAAGGAUCUCAGAAAUUGAAGACGGCGCUCUCAUUGCUCGGCAGAAAGCAAAAGCAGAUGCAGACUUUUACACUGCACAGAGAGCAGCUGAGGCCAAUAAGCUGAAGCUGACUCCUGAAUAUCUUCAGCUGAUGAAAUUUAAGGCAAUUGCAGCUAAUAGUAAGAUUUACUUUGGAAGUGAGAUCCCUCGCAUGUUCAUUGAUUCAGGACCAAGAAGCUCCUCGUCAGCUGCCUCCAAAGCUAUAGAUGCUCUCUCAGAGGGCAUACUGGACUUGGAAUGACGAGAGAAGUUAUGUUUUAGCACUGAGGAUAAAUGAACAGGUUACCUGAUUGAUGGCUGGUCUUUGAAGAUCAGCAGUUUUCAGAAGAAUGGCAGCAUUUGCUAUGUGACCUAAAACAUUGUGUAGAGUUAGACUAUUAUAUAUACAAUAAAUCACAUCAUAAUACACAUAGAUUUCUACCCUUAAAUUAGAACAUAGCAUGAACAAAAGGAGCGAACUAUAAACCGCACUGAAAAUUAUUAUAUAUUAAUAAAUUGUCACUUAGACACAAUAUUUUUCCUCCUGAAUCAGAGGUCAGCUGAUCAGUAACAUUAAUUAAUAAACGUAUAUUUUACUUACAGCUAGCUUUUUUAUUAAUCGCACUCAAAUUGUUUGAUUCUGUUAAUCAAAAGACUCAUUUAAAUUCAUUAAAUUUGGAGCUAGCCUACAAAUGUAAAAGGACUGGUUGAUUAAUUUUUAACCGAUAAACACCCCCAAAAACAUGAUGGCACAUGCACCCUUAUGACACUUAAAGGGCUAGUUCACCCAAAAAUGAAAAUUCUGUCAUCAUUUACUCACCCUCAUGCUGUUCCAAAACUGUACGAGUUGGUUUCUUAUGUUAAACAUUUUGAAGAUUGCUGGUAAUCAAACAGUUGGUGGUUGCCAUUGACCAUGAUAGAAGGAAAAAACAAUACUAUGGAAGUCAAUGGCAACAACCAAUUGUUUGAUUGCCAGCAAUCUUCAAAAUAUAUUCUUUUAAGUUCAACAUAAGAAAGGAACUCAUACAGGUUUGGAACGACUUGAGGGUGAGUAAAUAAUGACAGCAUUUUCAUUGGGUGAACUAUCCCUGUAAUCAUGGUACAUA
Molecule: messenger RNA, 2209 nt
Organism: Carassius carassius (crucian carp)
Lineage: Eukaryota; Metazoa; Chordata; Actinopteri; Cypriniformes; Cyprinidae
Product: erlin-2-like
Exons: 13
Coding region: 262-1365 (367 amino acids)
Biological process (GO): SREBP signaling pathway
Cellular component (GO): endoplasmic reticulum membrane; endoplasmic reticulum
Molecular function (GO): cholesterol binding; ubiquitin protein ligase binding
Source: RefSeq, a predicted model, not a curated record